Molecule: messenger RNA, 1059 nt
Organism: Pedinophyceae sp. YPF-701
Lineage: Eukaryota; Viridiplantae; Chlorophyta; Pedinophyceae
Source: the annotation of a GenBank genome assembly
AUGGGGAACGCCCGGGCGGUGCAGGCGCUGCAGGAGGCGGGACACGCGCUGCUGCCGCUCGGGGAGGCGUACCGGCGGAAGAUGGGGCAGCUGCAGGACACGAUCAACCAAGAGCUCCUCGUGAAGCGCGACGCGCUGCUGCACCAGGCCGCGCGCGUCGAGGCGCGCGCGGAGGAGGUGCGGUCCGCGCGGGGCCGCGUGGAGCGCGAGGUUCGUGCGCGCGCGGAGGACGCGCUAGCACGUCUGGACGCGAUCGACCGCGUGAAGCAGGCCAUGCUCGGCCGCGACCGCGACGAGCUCGCGCGCCAGCUCGACGACAUCCGGGCCUUCGUCUCCGAAGCUGUGGAGGCGUCCCGGAUGCUCGACCAGCUCCAGUUUCUCGCGUCGGCGCCGUCGCUGCUGUCGCACUGCAAGCACCUGUCGUCGCGCGAUCACCCGAUGACGGAGCCCGUGUCGCUGGACGGGCUCGACGCGACGUCCGUGCUCGGGCCGCGGCCGGAGGAGGCCGCGGUGAUGUCUGCGGACGAGGAGCUGCGCGAGAAGUACGAUUCGCUGCACAAGUUGGUGGCAAUCAAAGACGCUAUGAUUUGGCAGCUGCUGGACGAGCGGGCGACGCUGCGGGACGAGAUGCGCGCGCUGACGGAGAAGAUGAAGGCGGAGCUCGGGGCGAUGGAGGACGAGUGCCUCAAGUGGCGCAAGCUCGCCGGGAGGCGCAGCGGCGGUGGCGGCGGCGGCGGGGGCGUUGGUGGUGGUGGGGAUGGUGCGGUGGGGCGCGGGGCGCGGCGCAGGACGGUGGAGACGGAGAGCGACUCGGACGGCGCGUUCGAGGAGCGGCGGGCGCGGCGCGCGGCGCCGCGGCGGGGGGAGUCGAGGGGGGGCGGUCAUGGGGUGUCGGGGCUGACGGAGGCUGUGGCGAACGCGGGGGUGACCGGGGGCGGGGGCGGCGGAGCACGGCGGCGCAAGGAGGCGACGUGGUCGGACUCGGACGGCGAGCUGCGGAUCGGGGGCGCGCGGCGGGCGCGCUUGCACCGCGGGCAGGAUCUCGAGAGGACCCCCUGA